AUGGGCGACAAUGUAGCCAACAGCCAGAGGGAGGAAGCACCGUUUCCUCUCACAGAUGUUGACAAGUGGGUGCUUUCACAGACGGAUGAGGAGUUUAGAAAGCACGACUGGGAAGACUUGAAGCAGGUGAUCGGUAGGGCGAACCAUUUUCCCCUUCACCAGGCGAACAAAACACCAUUUCAGGGUUUUGCUGACUCGGCCGUAGAAACCAACAAUCUCUCUGUGCUAAAACGCGUCCCCUCAGAUCUGAAGCGAUACAUAAAAUGGACGGCUAAGACCAAGGCCCAGUACGGCAGCAUGACGCAGUAUCUCCUCGCCAACCGGCUGCCCAAGUCGUGGGGGCAGCCUCCUUUCUCGCCAGAGUCUGAUGUCCCGUUCGACAGGGAGUCGGACUACAAGGUCCUCUUGAAUGACUGGCCGUAUGGACUUGAGUCUAACAUUACACACAUAGUGGUGUGGACGCGUACGUUUAUUGCGACGGAUGACGAUAAGGGGGAUUUGACGCCCGAGAGUAGAGCUAUGGUGGAGGCUUUUGUGAAGAGAUAUUUUAUUGACUCAUUGGGUGAGGGGGGCGCUGACAAGGUUCUUUGGUUUAAAAAUUGGGUUGCAUUGCAAAGCGUAAGGGCGCUAGAGCAUAUUCACGUCUUGGUGAGGGAUGUGGACGAUGAUAUGUUGGAGCGGUGGUCUGGGGAGAGACCGAGGCGAAAUGUCUGA
Metarhizium acridum CQMa 102 is the source of this 714-nucleotide messenger RNA. The record is from RefSeq and is a predicted model, not a curated record. Lineage: Eukaryota; Fungi; Ascomycota; Sordariomycetes; Hypocreales; Clavicipitaceae.